AUGAAGUGGGCCGUCUCUGUGGGCCGUUCUCCAUCGCUAGUCAGUCUUCAACAGGUAGUGAUUCGAGCCUAUCAAAUACUUAUCUCCGGCUUCCCGGGACGACUUGUUGAAAGCAACGAGGAGAGCAUGAAGCACCUCUUCUGCCUUGCUGCCCCUGUGGAGCAGCUGCAUUUCACAUCAGUCAGCAUUUACUUCAGGCUGCUAGCAGGUGCUGAGGAGCUGCCCCCACUCCCUGUUCACCGGCAGCUGUGUGGACAGAUUCCUGACAUGCCGCUGGCAGCUGCUUUUGCUAAAGCACAGAGAUUUCUGGACCUGCUGUGUGCCUAUGUAAAAAAGGAUUGGUCUGACCAUGCUCUCUGGUGGGAAAAGAAGAGAACGUGGCUGCUUAAGACGCACUGGACCUUGGAUAAGUAUGGCAUCCAGGCAGAUGCCAAGCUUCAGUUCACCCCCCAGCACAAACUGCUCCGGCUGCAGCUUCCCAACAUGAAGUAUGUGAAGGUGAAAGUGAAUUUCUCUGACCGAGUCUUCAAAGCUGUGUCUGACAUUUGCAAGACUUUCAAUAUAAGACACCCUGAAGAACUUUCUCUCUUAAAAAAACCCAGAGAUCCCACAAAGAAAAAAAAGAAAAAGCUAGAUGACCAGUCUGAAGAUGAAGCACUUGAAUUGGAAGGACCGCUUAUCACUCCCGGAUCAGGCAUCGAUGUUCUUUACAUUGGUCCUCUGAAAGGAAGCAUAUACUCAAGCCCCGGACUUUACAGUAAAACCAUGACCCCCACUUACGAUGCUCAUGAUGGAAGCCCCUUGUCACCAACUUCCGCUUGGUUUGGUGACAGUGCCCUGUCAGAAGGCAAUCCCGGGAUACUUGCUGUCAGUCAGCCGGUAACAUCACCAGAAAUAUUGGCAAAGAUGUUCAAGCCUCAAGCUCUUCUUGAUAAAGCAAAAACCAACCAAGGGUGGCUUGACUCCUCAAGAUCGCUAAUGGAACAAGAUGUGAAGGAAAAUGAGGCCUUGCUGCUCCGGUUCAAGUACUACAGCUUUUUUGAUUUGAAUCCAAAGUAUGAUGCUAUCAGAAUCAAUCAGCUUUACGAGCAGGCCAAGUGGGCUCUUCUCCUGGAAGAGAUUGAAUGCACUGAAGAAGAAAUGAUGAUGUUUGCAGCCUUGCAGUAUCAUAUCAAUAAACUAUCAAUCAUGACCUCAGAAAAUCAUCUGAACAACAGUGACAAAGACGUUGAUGAAGUUGAUGCUGCCCUUUCUGAUCUGGAGAUCACUUUGGAAGGCGGGAAAACAUCAACAAUUCUGGGUGAUAUUACAUCAAUUCCAGAACUUGCUGACUAUAUUAAAGUUUUCAAGCCUAAAAAGCUGACUUUAAAAGGGUACAAGCAGUACUGGUGCACCUUCAAAGACACGUCCAUUUCCUGCUAUAAGAGCCGAGAGGAGUCCAGCGGUACACCUGCUCACCAGAUGAACCUGAGAGGAUGUGAAGUUACCCCAGAUGUGAACAUUUCGGGCCAAAAAUUUAACAUUAAACUCCUAAUUCCGGUUGCAGAGGGCAUGAAUGAAAUUUGGCUUCGUUGUGAUAAUGAGAAGCAGUAUGCACACUGGAUGGCAGCCUGCAGAUUAGCUUCCAAAGGCAAGACCAUGGCAGACAGUUCUUACAACUUAGAGGUUCAGAACAUUCUCUCCUUCCUGAAGAUGCAGCAUCUGAACCCAGAUCCCCAGCUAAUCCCAGAACAGAUCACAACCGACAUCAAUCCUGAGUGUCUGGUAUCCCCUCGAUACCUAAAGAAGUAUAAGAACAAACAGAUAACAGCAAGAAUAUUGGAGGCCCAUCAGAAUGUAGCCCAAAUGAGUCUGAUUGAAGCCAAGAUGAGAUUCAUUCAAGCUUGGCAGUCUCUGCCUGAAUUCGGCAUCACACACUUCAUUGCGAGAUUCCAAGGCGGCAAGAGAGAAGAACUUAUUGGAAUUGCAUACAACAGAUUGAUUCGGAUGGACGCCAGCACGGGAGACGCCAUCAAAACAUGGCGGUUCAGCAACAUGAAGCAGUGGAAUGUCAACUGGGAGAUCAAGAUGGUCACUGUGGAGUUUGCAGACGAGGUCCGGUUGUCCUUCAUCUGUACUGAAGUAGACUGUAAGGUGGUCCAUGAGUUCAUUGGUGGUUACAUAUUUCUCUCGACUCGUGCAAAAGACCAGAAUGAGAGUUUAGAUGAGGAGAUGUUUUACAAACUCACCAGUGGUUGGGUGUGAAUAGGAAAACUGUGUAAUGAAACUCCACAGCCAUAACAAUAUUUAACUUUAAAGCUAUUGUUUCCUAUAUGCUGCUUAAUAAAGUAAGCUUGAAAUUUAUCAUUUUAUCAUGAAAACUCUUUGCCUUAUCAGACCGGUUAAUAUGUGCACUAACAAGCACGGUUAUUAAUCUGCUACCGUGAUGCAGUAUGUGGACUGUGGAAUACCGAACAUUCCUCAGGCCAUGAAUUGAAAUCUGAAGUAAUGGGUGAAUCAGGAGCCAGCUGUCGCUGAUUGACACUAGCCAAACUAAGAAACAAGCCAUCUACUACCAAGUUAUCCAGGGUGUAACCUAUAUGAAGUCUAUUUAUCAUGUAUAAUGCAUGUGUUUAAUGUAUGUUUCAUUUGAUGCCCUCUCUUAAAAUACCCUACUUCUGGUAGCCAAUCAGUCCCCUCUCCUAAUAUAAAAUCGGGUCUGCAGUAGAUGCUUGGUAUUCGAUGAUGUCAUUGACCUUGAAGGAAGUGCUGUUGAUCUGUUGUUGUGCUUGACUGGGUUUGUCCUUGAAUAAGCAUGUUGUACAUUGUUUUGUGUUUAUUUUUACACCAUACUGUAUUACAACACUCUUAGUAUUCACCAGCAUAUUCACUAUCUGCCUAAAAUAUGCAACCUUUGUGUUACAAUAUGAAGUAAAGUUCUAUGAAGUAUG
Molecule: messenger RNA, 2930 nt
Organism: Cricetulus griseus (Chinese hamster)
Lineage: Eukaryota; Metazoa; Chordata; Mammalia; Rodentia; Cricetidae
Source: RefSeq, a predicted model, not a curated record